CAAGGCUUUCGAUUUUCUUUCUCAUUCUCUCUUCUGGACUUAGCAUACUUAACAUGAUUCAGAUUGUGAAAAGAUGGUCUCGUCCGGACAGAUUGAAGUUCCUUUUCAAGAAACACAACAGUAGAAAUGGUAAAACGCAAGAUGAUCGCUUGAUGAACAAGUCAAAUAUUGUCGAUGAAGAAUACAUGGAAGCCUUUAGGACCAAUUCUUACAUAGAAAUUUGCAGCGAAGUUCAAAGCCAGUUGGCAAGAAAAAGUAUUGAUCGACUGUCCUCGUCUCCCUCUCUUCCACAGCAUCUCUCUCAAGGUGUGCUCGAACCGUGCCCACAAACUCCAACGAAUGUCAAUAAGGGCUCUGCAAACGAUCUUCAUCAAAUUCUAUCUGGUUUCUUCAAAAUUAGCUCUGAGGCAUGCAAAACAUGUGAGUUAAUCUUGAGAAGCAUUCAUGAAACUAGGGCUAAGUACGGUACAAUGAAAAGGGUGCUUAAUCAACUCGAACAAAUAUCAGAUGAUGACCAACAAAAUGAGUUAUACAGGAACCUGGCUUCAUUUGCAUUACUCAGGAACCCGUUAGCCGCUAUUACCCAAGCUCAAUUUCAACACAUUCAUGACGACCUCCAUUCAGCACUCCAAAGAUUCACUUCCAAGAUUAAAAGGAUUAGAAGGAGAAGAAAAUUCAUAAGAUGUAGCAAGAGGUUUGCUAGAGGUACUCUGAUAGCUGCAAGCUGUGCAUUGACUAUUGCCUUGCCAAUACUUGUACUUCAUACUGCAGUAGGCAUAGUAGCUGCACCAGCUCUAGUUGCUUGUUCCUUGGGGGCAUGUAUGAAGCAGAUCAAGCAGACUAAAGAAUGGCUGGUUCCAAAAACUUCCCUUGAAAGAUUUGAAGCUCAACUUGACACUGCUGCUAAAGGUAUCUACUUAAUCAUCAAUGACUUUGACACAAUGAGUCGGCUUAUGACACUGUUACAUGAUGAAGUUGAACACAGUAAAUUCCUAGCGAAUUUAUGCCUUAGGAGAAGAAGCAAUGAGUUACUGAAGGAGGUCAUAAGGGAGUUUCAAAUAAACGAAACCGGAGUACUAGAUGAAUUAGAAGAGCUUGAGGAGAAUGUAUACUUGUGCAUCCUCAACAUUAACAGAUCGAGAAGGUUGCUUGUUGAACAAAUGGAAGUAGGCUAAUCCUAUUAUUCUAGACAGGAUACAUAAUGUGGGGGCACCGGGAUGCUUUGAAGUAUUUUUCUUGUUUGAUACAUUAGAAUGGCAACUCCAGAAGCAGGAUGCUAAAGAAGUGCUCAAGUGAAUUUCACGGAAUAGACAUAUUGACUUAAUGAUUUGAUCAGCCGAGUCGGCACUAAUGUAUCACUAUAUUUUUUUUCCUGGCUUCGUGAGAGAGAGACUGCAAUGUGAAAGGUGAUCCCAGGAAAUCUUGGAUCAAUGAGAGUGACUAAUCAUGCAACUAGUUUAAAGAUAUUAUUAGUUGUCCAAACUCUUGUUUGACUUGAACAUAUUUGUCUUUAGAACUCUCUCAUCUACAUUGAUAUAUACAUUAGAGAACUGCUUUUUAGUUUUCCUUCUUCUUUUCACUUGUCUGUAAAUAGGAUAUUUGGUGGAAAUUAUCAAACAUCUAUUCUUUGGUU
This is a messenger RNA of Coffea arabica (coffee), 1633 nucleotides long. Its product is annotated as UPF0496 protein At1g20180-like. Lineage: Eukaryota; Viridiplantae; Streptophyta; Magnoliopsida; Gentianales; Rubiaceae. The record is from RefSeq and is a predicted model, not a curated record.